AUGAGGCUCGGCGGCUGGGUUUUGGCCGAUUUCACGUGCAUCGAGCAGCCGAGCGAACGUCAACUUUUCACCUGCGAGAGUAUAGAAAAGCUCUACUUUUUCAACGUGACCUCCGGGAAAUGCCAACGCUUCUGGGGGUGCGAUCGGCGAUUUUUCGGCAGUCUUGCAGAAUGUUUCGUCGAUUGCGAGGAUGCGGCGCCGACCAAAUUUCCAAUCACAGCGGUUCCGCCCGCCGCUGCAUCAGUGUUCAGCCCCAGGACCAGAACUACGAUCCCUCCCAGCAGCUCCACGACGCUCCGAACAACGGUGUGGAACUCGGCCAAAUACGCGGAAAUCAAUAAGAGAUACGAGGCCGCGGCUGCGAAUCGACUGCCGGAGGCCGCCAUGAUCGAGGCGAGUUUU
Messenger RNA from Mesorhabditis spiculigera, 402 nucleotides. The record is from the annotation of a GenBank genome assembly. Lineage: Eukaryota; Metazoa; Nematoda; Chromadorea; Rhabditida; Rhabditidae.